AAGAAUAUAAAAUCCCUUUUUUUUUUCGUCAAGUCAUUGUGCCAUUUUCCUACCAUCAGCGUUUGGCUGAGAUGGCUGCUACAUUUUCACGUCUCGAUAACACGAUUGAAGUGGCUCUGUUGUUCUGCAUGCAGUUCAUGUUUUCACGAUGAAUUAGUUUUAAGGGACACGGGCCUGCCUGUUGUUUACUGGCCCGCGGGCUGGGCAAGAAAUAAGAAAGGCCGACCUUUUCAGAGAGGAUUGGGGCUGCUUUGUGCAGGGGCCGCAGCUGAAGGCGUGCUUUGUGAACUGCAGAAAAGUGCUUUGGAUUUAUGCUUCUCUACUCCAGCGGGCCUGGGCCGCAGACAGGAAGUCGGCUGUCAGUAUCGCGACCAAUCAGGUUACAAACAGUUUGACUGUAAACACGUCCAAGUCAUUCAGGCUCUUUAAAUAUUUUUACUGGAAAGGCUUUAAUUCGCGCCUAUGUUACGGUUUAGCGAUGAACGCAGACUUUUUAGCUAUCUGCUUCGGGGGGUAUUUCUGAGAAUUCAUACACAGAAUAACCACGUCUAGGGGGAAAGCUUGAAAGCUUUUUGACGUUUGUUUUCGUUGAUACACACCAGUCUAGUCUAAACUUCCCUGUUUCUGCUUCUUGUCCUGUUUUCUUCGGUGCUAUAACACGAUGGUUCGUGUUAUCUAUUACCCAUUAAACUCUUUUUAAAUAUGAGUAUCUCGACCCAUUACCUCAGGAGUUUUACAUGCAUACAUAUAUAUAUAUCGAUGAACGGGUAUCUACGGUAUACACUCGAUUGAAACAUGAGCAGUUCAUUUAUACAGGAGGAAAAGCGUUCGUGGACUGUUGAUAUAUUUAGUUUGAGUUUUCGUAAAAUGUGUCAGAGGUUCAUGCCGUAUGUAGAGUUUCUGCUUGGUAAGGUAGCUGCUAGAAAUAAAAAAAUAAGCGAAGUUUAGUCUUAAAACUAUUUGUUUCCAUGUACCUUUUUGGGAAUUCCGGUGCACUUAGAUUGCGGUAUUACACGUCUGAGCGGUAAAGCGUAUCGCAUUUAAAAUUAAACUUUACUGGUGCAUCCCUAACAGCAGGGUAAACUAUGAGUUGUAGUGCCUUUUAUUUUACUAGUGAAAGGUAAAUAUAGGAAAGACAUUUUCUGCAACUAGCCUGGAGGGAGAGUAUUCGUAGGGCGGGUUUUUGAAACAAGGUUAUUUAGCUGUUAAUGUAUAUAGUGGUAGCUGAGAUAUUCUAAUAAAUGCUAGAAAACAUUCCGGGGAUCAUUUUUUUUUUGUAUGCAAGUUUCAUUUCUGUGAAAGAGUUUGACGGUACAAGAAAAACACCAGACGACCAAGCGAUGAGAAAGUCAUGGUAAAAUUGGCGGUGUCCCCAGAUGGUAGUUCCAACUUCGAAGACUCUCAAAAUGCCAUAAAACAUGGAUGUUUGAGUGACAUGUAAACCAAGAAGCAGAGUUGACUUGUUUUUCUCCAAAACUGGUGAUUUGCCUCGUGCUGUACCAGUAGAUAAGGACAAAGAACGUUCACCACCUGUAGCUCCUCCUGCUGAUUGCUAAAGCUCGACAUGGUGUGUUUGCCCAGCUUAGUAUUCCUGAAAAUGAACAUGAUCGGAUAUGUAUAUUUUUAGAUGUGCGAUAAGACCAUGCCGGCCGAAGAACAGUCAGCUCCAUCUGCGCAAGAAGUAGAUCGGACACAAGUUGAACCGUUAGCAAAAGCAGAUCGAAUCAGUGGUCAUAGUGCUUCUUUGGAUCUUGCAGUCCCUGGACCGUCAACAGCACAGGCUAGACAGGGUUUCUGUAGCUGCUGUCAGGUUCUGUACAACAGUCUGGAACAGCAUAUUCUGAGUGCUCGACACAGGGACUUUGUGAGCAGCUCCAGGAGUCAUGUGGGUUCUGGCAGCCUUAUGGAACGGUUUCUGCAGGAUGUCAUGCAGCACCAUCCCUACAGAUACAAUGACAUCAGACCAACACAUGCUGACCUGCCAUCUUUGAGCACACCUCUGAUUCCUAAAGAAGAGCUUUCUGAGGUUUGUGGUGGCCCAGAGAAUGACCAGGAUACCGUCGGAACCCGCGAGGAGCUGCCCAGUUCGGAUGACGGGUCGUCCCAUUUUCUGCUAGUUGAGGAUGGUGACUUUGCCGAGGGAAAGGAAACUGAGGCGGGAAAGGGUUUCCAUGACAAAGCCCGAGGUAAAGCUCCAGCCAGGAGCAGCGCGGGGCUCUGCAACAAAUUCAAAAGGUCCAAGCUUAAGUCUCCGUUUCUUGAAGGCAGCUCUCCGACUCAGGGCUUUCUGCACAGGACUAGUGACAGUUCUGUUCCUGGCUUACCUCACACUGAGCCUUGCAGCUCCCAGGCUGUGCAGCAUGGGAAGGCUUUGGAAAAGAUCCCCGUUAAAGCAUGCUGCAGCUUUAAAGCUGAUGUCAGGACAGACCAACUGCAAAACAGAAGUAGCUAUACCCCUCCUUCAGUCCAUCCUAACUGUGUUCCUUCUGGCUCAGAUGGACAGCCUUUUGCUGUUUUGCAGGACAUGGCGAAGCCCUUUGGUAGCUGUUCUCAGGGAGAGACCAUCCAUUCUCAGUCAAAAUUCGAAGACGAGAUGGGAGGCCACCAAACUGCGCUGACAGUAGCAACAGUGAAGACCGAUACAAAAGAGCUGCCGUACUUUGCCACUCGCCGGGACCCUACACACUCUGACGAAGAGGACGGUGCAAUGGAGGAAACGAUUGAGGAGGUCAUUGAGAAGUACUGUUAUGGAGUGAGUGCGGGGAAGUCUGAUGUGGACGAAGACAGUUUUCAUUUAAGUCUUGGUUCAAUCACUAACCGUUAUUUCUCAGAUUCUGGAACCAGUUUCGAGUGGGAUACACCAAUGAAAGAAGCCCCCGAGCCACUUUCGUCCGAAGCAAAGGAUCUUGGGUGUCUCAUGAAAGUAUGCAUUGAUCUCGAAGACCCAAAGUACAACACGCAGCUAAACUGUGCUCUAAACCUUCGCUCGGAGACAGAGAGGAGUCAUGAAAAUCUGAAGGGUGAAGACACAGUAGAGCUUAAAGAACACAACGACGAUAAAGAUGUCCUACCCCCACUGCCUCACAUUCCUCAGUCUUUUGUUGGAAAAACGUGGUCCCAAGUUAUGCAUGAAGAUGACCUCAAGAUCGAAGCGCUCGUGAGAGAAUUUAGGGAAGGACACUUCCGAUGCUACUUCGACAGCGAAUCCUUGGCCAAGUUUGGAAGGAAGAGUAAAACCCGAAGGAACAAGGACGAGGCCACAAGGGAGACGCUCCCCAAGAGCAAUCUUGUGACCGGAACGGCAGAGUCAUUUCCCCUUUUGGAUGACGAAGAAGAGGAUUGCAACCAUUCCACUGUUUUCGUUCCUGUGUGCACCAGAGCUCUGAAGAAGAAGGCGGGCAGAAGAAUGUGGCGGCUGGCAUCCAGGUGCCAGGUGGUGAAGGUCAGCCACAGCACUCAGACGCCCACAUUGAGCUGCCCCGUGAUCAAGACCAAAGCGCCGACAAAAGACAAUGAGCUGCGUGAUGCGAAAGAAGUACCGAAUGGAUCGGGGUGGGAAAAGACGCCAGAAAUGAAAACCAGGUUAUGUGCGCUUAAAUUGCCCGAAACCUACAGCAAAAUCAUGAGUCCCGUGCAGCCGAAAACAGUGGUCUAUGUCCUCUCCUCCCCAGAGUCAGGACAGUGUACGUUAAAACCGCUCACUAUCAGAAGGACGGGGCGAAAGCGAAAAUCCACAGAAAGUGAAAGUGCCCUGAAAUACAAGUAUAAGAAGACUCCUUUAAAAUACUAUGACCCAUUGACCAACAGGAUUCUGAAGAUGCCGCCAAAGGGAAUAGGAGUAUGCAGGCCAAAAAAGUUUCCGCACGUGCGGCAGCUGUUUCGAAGCCUCAGCCCUGACAUCAACAAGGAGAAACAGUGUGGGGAGCAGAAGGAAACGUGGAGCUCCACCAAGGGGAAUCCCAACAGCAUUUCGGAUUUCUGCGCCUCCACCUCUGGCUCUUGCCUGGACAGUCGCAACGAAGAUGGGUUGAGCUCCAACGUGAGAGGUGACGGCCCUUCUGAGCAGGGGUCUUCGGCCUCGAGCAGGAGGCCAGCGUUCACGUCAAAAAGCAGGUCCUCUUUGUCGAGCAGCAGCAGGCUGAUUUUGGGCCCCUUGACUCCUUCCAAAGCUCAGAAGGAAGGUGUUGGGAUUUUGCCUUCACUCCAAAGUCAGACAACUGAAACGGUUAAUAUUGUCAGGACUAGAGCCACUAGGGGCCAAGCACAUAAACUAUCCGAACUGGAGACCAAGAGCUCAGGAGAGAAAUCUCUUGGUCCGGUAAAAGGACCACCGUUUUCGUAUAAAACCAGGAAGAUGCCUCGUAGACCAGUGUGUGAGAAAGUUUACAGGAGGACCGACUCCUCUGAUGAUAACGCCUCAAAGGGUCAGACCUCUAGACUGGGAGAGCAGAAACCAUCCAAGCGUUUUCUCUCAAGAGCAAAGUCAAAGAGCGCACCUCGGCCCAGUAGCAAAGCAAGGAAAACUAGUGAUGGGCCGAAAAAGUCUCUCAGAGCUCCCCUCGCAACAAAGUCAUCUCCAAAAGUCACAAAAAUGCGCGCGCAAAGUUUGAGAACUUCAGCCAGGGCAUCUGUCACACUGGAAGAACCUUUAAGGAGUCUCAGAUCUUCUUCUAGGAGAACCCUGAGAUUGAGAAACCGCUUGACCAAGAGGUAGAGUGUCCAUUUAAGGGCAAACAAGUAGACCAGAAAAACAAUUCGGCUGCGAGGUGCUUUUUGUUUUGGAGUUAGGAAAAACUCCUUGUUUAAUGCGGUUCCGGUUUCACAACAGAACUUAUUUGUGUAAAUUCUGGAAAGUACUGUUAAUGUUGUGGCUUAGCUGAAAGAAUUCUUUAGCUGAAAGAAGGAACUGCGAAGUAAAUCCGUUCUCUUUUUUUUUUCUUUUAUACAGCUAAUGUUAUUUAGGGUAAUGUUUUGCACAGUUUGACACCAGAAAAAGAUCAGAGUUUAUAGUUCUCUCUAGUUUUUUACAAGCUCAUUCAGGGUAUUUUUUGAGGUAUAUAUUAAAUAUUUUUCGCUAAGGUCUCUAUUUAAUAAUUAUUGUAUGUUGAAAUGUUUUUUUUGGCAUUAUUAUUUAGUAUUAAACUUCUUUUUCAUUUAUAUUUUGGUAUUUUCUGUAUUGAAUUGUUGGAUCGUGUUGGAUAAGUGGAUAAGUAAAUAACAUGCUAUUCAACACUAACAUAAAUUAACAAGCAGGGUUGAAUCAACACCAAUUUUUUCUGUUGCAACAUGAGUGAGGAUAAUGCUUUCUCAUGUCUCUUCUUAGACAGUUAGACAGUUGCACAUAGGACUGAUCCUGGCUUUGAGUCUGCACUAGGAAGUCCCAGAAAGUGGAUCAGUCUCAGCUAAGCACCUCAGUAAGGUUCAUGUACAUGAAUUAGUUUGAUUGCGGUGUAGGGUGUGAGCUCAGUUACUGGAUUUUAUAGAUGGUGGUCUCUGAACUAUAGACGAUUAAGAUCAUCUAGUCAAAUAUCAAAGCACCGGUACAGAAAAUAAUGAUGAUGAAACUUUAUUUGUCAUUCCCAGAACUGCUGAAAGUGUUUAAGAUAUAUAGAAUAUUAAGAAUGUCAAUAAAAGUAUAUACAUUAUGCAUUGAACUAUACAAAUCAAUUCUAAGCAAGAAAAUAUUUUUAUUAAUAUGAAAUAAAAUAUUAAGGAUUUGGAAAGGCUGAAAAAACAGUGUUAAAUUUGCAAUGUUAACAAUGUUAAUUUAUAGCUUUAAGAAAAUUAAGCAUGAAAAUUAAGAAGGUAUAUUGCAAAAGAGUCAUUAAUCUACUUUUAAAAACUGCAGCUAUAGUAAAGGAAAUGCAUCAGUCUAUUAAUAAAUUAAAUCAUUUGAGCUCUCUCAGUAAUUAAAACAGCAUCAUCAUGUUUUUUUCUCUACAUAAGGUUAAAACCAGGAGUGUUUUGUGUGAGCUAAGAACUUCCUUGGUACCUUUCAGCAUGACUCAAGGAUUGUGCACACAAUUUUAAAUAGAAUUUGUUCCUCAAAUACUGUUUGCAUAAACCUGUGUACUUUAGUCAAUAACCAUGCUAGCAGUGUUGCACUGUAAUCCACAGGCUGAUGUAUUACUGUAUUACGUUCAAACUUUGUCUUUAAUCGGUGCAUUGACUAAUAUGUUAAACAGGAAACUUUAAAAAGAAAUGGGCAUUAUCCCAGCCUUAAAAAUUACUGUUAAAAUGAUGGAAAGACAUUCCCAAACUAUGUUCUGGAGUUUUGUUUUUGAACUUUUAACAAGACCGUGGCAUAAUAUAUGUUGCACUUCAGGAAUAAAACAAAGUCUCCAUUCAGUUGCCACACAUCUAUUUAGGUUUCUGUACAUUUCCAAAGAAUAUUAAUGAGCGCUGCUGCGUUUCACCACAGUGCGACAGUUGCCUUUAUGUUAUACUUUUAUGUUUAGGUUCAUGCGCUGGGGUGAAACGCGGCCUCGCUCACUUUGUUUGAGCCAAUUCCUGUCGAUUUACGCGUGCACAACAGAAGAAUAAUCAUUUCUGUAGCCUGUCAAUGCUCCAUUUAGGCUGUACUUUCACUAUAAUAAUAAAAAGGCUUUAGAAAGGCCUCCUUGGUGCCUUCACAGGUGAAGGAGCUGGCAAAAGCCCAGCCGGAGCUCUAAAAUCCAGGGUGCGACCCUGGAUCAGGUUGCUAGCCAGCUCUGACGGAGCGUUUUCAAGCAGGAGGGUGGUUUGAAGUCUGGGCUCACAGUAGCCCCUCCAGAUGUUUGCUGGCGUACAAUGCCAUCAGUGAGGGAUGUGCCACCUGGCUCCGAGGGCAUGUACUGUAGAAGGCUUCACUUCCUCCUCUGUGUAAGGGAGGGUGGUAACCCUAAGCUAAGAGUGGAAGAAGGUCAGACUGCUUGUUCGACAUGGGGGUGGUAUAACAAAAGGGUGGCCGUAGAGGACACAGCUCAGUUUCUUCAGGAAAUGGGCUUUUUCCUGCUCAGUGCCGUUUAGUUCGGCGUGUUGUGUGCAUAAUUUCCCGCUUUUACAGGCCGUAACUUUCUCCCGCUUCACGCAGUCUGCGCUCGGAAGUGACACACGGACACAUGUGGUUUCCUUCCUCGGCUAGUCCUCUUAACAAACCGCAGACGUUUUUCAGACAGAAUCCCGCUGGCAAAGUUAGAGGAGUGAGUCAUCACAGCAGACUGACGAGGGUGUGGGUGUUUUUUGGGGAAGUGUGCUGUGGCCGUGAAGACACUCUUAGGCCCCAGGGAAUACUUAUAUACAGUAUGUGGCCUAUAACCCACACUGAUACGUGCAGUUCCUACGAAAUGUACUCCUCCCAGGAUUGUGAUGAAAGUGUGAUGGAAAACCCUUUAAAACCACACUGAAGCCACAGAUUUCUUAGAAAAUAUGCCCAGAUCGCACCCCGUGGUUCAAGGCCACUAUAACAGCUUACGU
Lepisosteus oculatus (spotted gar) is the source of this 7455-nucleotide messenger RNA. It is a transcript of the gene zdbf2, whose product is annotated as zinc finger, DBF-type containing 2. Gene Ontology annotation, molecular function: nucleic acid binding; zinc ion binding. The record is from RefSeq and is a predicted model, not a curated record. Gene Ontology annotation, biological process: epigenetic programming of gene expression; genomic imprinting. Lineage: Eukaryota; Metazoa; Chordata; Actinopteri; Semionotiformes; Lepisosteidae.